This is a messenger RNA of Nomia melanderi (Alkali bee), 1290 nucleotides long. RefSeq lists its product as uncharacterized. NCBI's taxonomy places the organism in Eukaryota, Metazoa, Arthropoda, Insecta, Hymenoptera, Halictidae. The record is from RefSeq and is a predicted model, not a curated record.
UACUACUUAGUCAACUUUGAUCAUUUUGCUUGAUGUAGGUUUCCUAUUGAUCGUUUUCUAAGUGUAAAGGGCAGAACAAAACCUCUAAUUUUUUACAAAGUCGAUAAUUCAGAACAUGUAACACCAAGUUCUAUAAGCUUGUAAUGUCUAUCCUAUACUUCGUUUGUGGUAUCUUGUAAUUACAUAGUUAGCGUCGGUAUUUGAAAAUUUAACUGUGAUCAAUUGUGGUAAAUUUGACAGAAUAUUAGAAAUUGUGAUUUUUAAAUAAUCUUUCAAUAUUAAUGAUGAAUGAUAAGAAAGAAAUUUUAUGCGAUAUAUAUAACACUUUAGUACAAAUAAGAUAUCCCAAUAUUACAACAGCAGCAGUUGAAAAUAUUGAAAUAACAAUUCUUGAAGGAGGAAAUCGUGUCUCUUUAUUAUCUUGGCUUUUAAUUGAAAAAAGUCAAGAAAUAGCAACAGUGUUGCAAAAAUUAAAGGGAUCUGAUUUAGAAGAAAAAUUAUUAGAAUAUUAUUCUAAGAUUGGGAUUUGCGGUAAUAAGAAUAUUUUAUUGGGACAUUGUACAUUUCAAGAACAGCUUCCUACUUUGAAGUUAUUAUUAGAUUUCAUGAAGCUUAUGUAUAUUGAAUCAGCCAAUGAUGAACAUAUUAAAACAACAAAAUCCACUACUGACAUAGUACAGGUCUUUAAUAAUGGAAGUUCAGAUUCAGUGAUGUCUAUUAUUCAACCAAAACUAAAUUAUUUUGAAUCUCUGGAGUACUUGAAUAACAUACAAAAAUUUGUGAAAGAAUUUGAAAGUCUGAGUUUAAAUUCUGAAUGCGAGAAAGAAGACAAUGUGAAAGAAAAUAAAUCAGAGGAAAAGAAAAAAAUGAAUUCUGAGAAUGAUAAAGAUUCAUUGUUUAAUUCAGAAUAUGAAAAAUUUUUGGAGGCUUUUUCAACUAUUAACUCUUGGCCAAUAUCGAAAGAGAAAAGUAUAAAUACUCUUUAUUGUAUGGAUUCAGAGAUUAAAGACAUAUAUUCAAACUUCUCGUCUUUGACACAGUUUUUAGGAACUGUGGAUGAAAUUUCUAAUACCGUCAUACCAGAAGGAAUAGAAAAAGUAGUUACACCAUUGAAUGAAAUUAUUGAAAAUACUCUUAUUUCAACAGAAAUAAUUAUGGAUGUACAUGUAGAUAGUUUUUGAUAUUAAUUAUAAAAUAUUGUAUAUUGAAUUUAUAUUUGUAUUUUUUAUACCUUUGUAAAUUAUACUGAUUUUUAUUUGACUAAUUAAAAGGAACUUUAUUUUUCUUGGA